Molecule: messenger RNA, 2023 nt
Organism: Anguilla rostrata (American eel)
Lineage: Eukaryota; Metazoa; Chordata; Actinopteri; Anguilliformes; Anguillidae
Product: gamma-enolase
Exons: 12
Coding region: 101-1405 (434 amino acids)
Biological process (GO): glycolytic process
Cellular component (GO): phosphopyruvate hydratase complex
Molecular function (GO): magnesium ion binding; phosphopyruvate hydratase activity
Source: RefSeq, a predicted model, not a curated record
UCCCCUGCGUCUCUCUCUCUCUCGCUCUCUCUCUCUCUCUCUCUCCUUCAUUCACGCUCAUUCGCUCGCGUUCCCUACAAGGCUGAACACAAACUGCAGGAUGUCUAUAGUGAACAUUGUUGCCAGGGAGAUCCUGGACUCCCGGGGAAACCCCACAGUGGAGGUGGACCUGCACACUGAGAAAGGACUGUUCAGGGCUGCAGUUCCAAGUGGAGCUUCAACUGGCAUUUAUGAGGCUUUAGAGCUGAGAGACGGGGACAAGAGCCGUUACAAAGGCAAAGGCGUGCUGAAGGCUGUGGCUCACAUCAAUGACACCAUCAGACCCGCCCUCAUCGAGUCUGAGAUCAGCGUUGUUGAGCAGGAGAAGUUGGACAAUAUGAUGAUUGAGAUGGAUGGGACUGAAAACAAGUCUCAAUUUGGUGCCAACGCGAUCCUGGGCGUUUCCUUGGCGAUAUGCAAGGCUGGGGCAGCAGAGAAAGGCGUUCCUCUGUACCGCCAUAUCGCCGACCUCGCAGGAAACACCGAGCUGGUGCUGCCUGUUCCUGCCUUCAAUGUGAUCAAUGGGGGGUCCCACGCAGGGAACAAGUUGGCCAUGCAGGAGUUCAUGGUCCUCCCAGUGGGGGCGGAGUCAUUUCGGGAGGCCCUGCGUGUAGGGGCGGAGCUCUACCAAACCUUGAGGGGUGUGAUUCGCGAAAAGUACGGCCAGGAUGCCACCAACGUGGGCGACGAGGGCGGGUUCGCCCCGAACAUCCUGGAGAACAGCGAAGCGCUGGAGUUGCUGAAAACAGCUAUAGAGAAAGCUGGCUUCACAGACAAGGUGGUGAUCGGCAUGGACGUGGCAGCGUCUGAAUUUUACCAGGAUGGGAAAUAUGACCUGGACUUCAAAUCUCCCCCCAACCCCGACCGGCACAUCAGUGCCCAAGAGCUGUCGGAGAUAUACCAGAGCUUUGUCAACAAUUAUCCAGUGGUGUCCAUAGAGGACCCCUUCGACCAGGACGACUGGCCGGCGUGGUCCCAGCUGACGGCGUCGGUGGGCAUCCAGAUCGUCGGGGACGACCUGACGGUGACCAACCCCCGGCGGAUAGAGAGGGCGGUGGAGGAGAGGGCCUGCAACUGCCUGCUGCUGAAGGUCAACCAGAUCGGCUCGGUCACCGAGGCCAUCCAGGCAUGCAAACUGGCCCAGGAGAGUGGCUGGGGCGUGAUGGUGAGCCACCGCUCAGGGGAGACCGAAGACACUUUCAUUGCCGACCUGGUGGUGGGCCUCUGCACUGGACAGAUCAAGACUGGAGCUCCGUGCAGGUCAGAGCGCUUGGCCAAAUACAACCAGCUCAUGAGGAUCGAGGAGGAGCUGGGUGACCAGGCGCGCUUUGCCGGCCACAACUUCCGCAACCCGAGCGCUCUGUGAGGUCGGCGGGCCAACCGACGCCGAGACCAACCGACGCCGGCGAUUCACUUGAACUUUACCGACGGACGACAGGCAGGAUCGGACCGAGACCCAUCGCGCACGCGGAUGGCAAAGAAACGGACGGACAAAAGACAGACCGACUCACUGAGCGAGACCUCACCCAAUAAGUCACUAAAUCACCGAUGGGCACACACGCCGUCAGACGCGCUGACUGACAGAUAACAUUUAAUGGCCGACGGAUAUGCACUUCGAGACCGACUGCUUUACGUAGAGGAGAGAACGCAGUGUGUGGCAGAGUCUCCUUCUCUCUUUCACCUCUAACACAGAAAAGCACUUUGUCUAGCUCGCCCUCUUUUCCUUCCGCAGUCUCCUUUGCUCUUCCUUUCCCUCUCUCUUGCUUUCCAUUCACUCGAAUGUCCACAUAUCUCACCCACUUCAGGGCCCUGUCUUUCAGUGGCUCUUUGAACUACUGCUGUCCUGACUCCCUGACCCCACUCCAGCUUAACCUCUUGCUGUAUCUCCUUGCUCCUAUGCCUGUAGAGUCAUUCUGAAAAUGCAAUGCUUGCCACAGAACUACAAAUAAAGAGAUAAUUACUUAUGAUGUUAACUCAAACCACA